CGCUGCAUUCUUCCCCAAUUCUCUUCCGACAAGCGUCUUCUCUCUCAGCUCUUCUUCUCCACACGCACAUACACACAGGCGUGCGCAGUUAAAUUGUUGGUGCGAAUCGUUUCCAGCUCCAGAGUUUUCAAUCGAAUUUACAGAUCUAUACUGUUUCCAGAAGACCGAAGGCCUCAUCUAGAUAUAAAAUCGAUUACGGGGGUUUCGCUCGUUUUCAAUUUCAGCUACAGCAUAUUUGUAUUGUAGAAACAGAAAAAUAGAGGGAGAAGUUUAUCUAUUACUCCAAUUCUGCUUGUAUUUUUCUUACCCCUUGUAGCAAAUCUGGAAUUCAAUAAAAAAAAUUGAGGAAUACUGCUUUUAUUUUUAUUUACUUUUUCCAGUUGAUUGAUCGUUCGAUGACCUAAUUGCUGUUUAUGUGUUUUUAUUAGAGUUGAUUGUUAACUGUUAUUGAAAAUAAGAAAAGAAACAAAAGAAACAAAUAUAAAAGGAACAGGUUAACGGGUAGCCCAGGAUCAAGUGCUAUGGCUACUGCAACUCGUGUUGGAUUAUCGGAGCCCAUCUCGACUGGUGGCCCUUCAGAGUCUGAUGUUUCUAAGACUCGUGACUUAGAAAAGUUUCUUGUAGAUGCGGGAUUGUAUGAAAGUCGCGACGAAGCUAUCAAAAGAGAGGAAGUUCUUGGCAGAUUAGACCAGAUUGUGAAGACAUGGGUGAAGAAUGUUAGCCUAGUUAGAGGUUAUAAUGGAUCAGUAAUCCAAGAGGCGAAUGCAAAGAUUUUCACAUUUGGUUCUUACCGGCUUGGCGUACAUGGCCCUGGUGCUGAUAUUGAUACGUUGUGUGUCGGACCAAAAUAUGCCACUCGAAAUGAAGACUUCUUUGGUGAACUUCACAGAAUGCUAUCAGAGAUGCCUGAAGUACAAGAGCUGCAUUCUGUACCAGAUGCCCAUGUACCGGUGAUGAGGUUCAAGUUCAAUGGUGUCUCUAUAGAUCUACUUUAUGCAAAUGUGUCCCUGUGGAUUAUCCCUGAAGAUUUGGAUAUUUCUCAAGAAUCUAUUCUCCAAAAUGUGGAUGACCAGACUGUUCGAAGUCUCAAUGGUUGUAGAGUAACAGAUCAAAUCUUGCGUCUGGUCCCAAAUAUUCAGAAUUUCCGUACUACACUACGAUGUAUGAGGCUGUGGGCGAAGCAGCGUGGAGUUUAUUCAAAUGUUACUGGUUUCCUUGGUGGUAUCAAUUGGGCAUUGCUUGUUGCCCGUAUCUGCCAGCUAUACCCAAAUGCUCUGCCGAGCAUGUUGGUAUCCCGCUUUUUUAGGGUAUACAAUUUGUGGCGGUGGCCAAAUCCUGUAAUGUUGUGUCCAAUUCAAGAAGGAUCUUUAGGACUUUCAUUCUGGGAUCCUAGAAGAAAUUACAAGGACAGAUCACAUGUGAUGCCCAUAAUAACUCCUGCAUAUCCCUGCAUGAACUCCAGCUACAAUGUCUCAACAAGUACAUUGCAAGUCAUGAUGGAAGAAUUUCAUAGGGGAAAUGAGAUAUGUGAGGAAAUAGAAUCAAACAAGCUUAGCUGGGAGACUCUCUUUGAUUCUUUCUUGUUCUUUGAAGCGUACACAAAUUAUCUGCAGAUAGACAUAUCAGCAGAGACUGAUGAAGACUUGAUGAGUUGGAAAGGUUGGGUUGAGUCCAGGAAACGUUUGCUUACAUUGAAGAUUGAAAGGGACACUAAUGGGGUCCUUCAGUGCCAUCCACACCCUGGUGAAAUUUCUGAUAAAUCAAAGCCAUUUCACCAUAGUUAUUUCAUGGGGUUGCGGAGGAAGCAAGGUGCUAAUCCUCAAGAAGCUCAGCCAUUUGAUAUAAGGAUGACAGUCGAGGAGUUUAAGUGCGAUGUAUAUGCAUACUCAUUCUGGAAGCCGGCAAUGUUAAUCCAUGUGUGCCAUGUUAAACGGAAGGACCUACCUAUCUUUGUCUUCCCCAGUGGAGUCCGGCCUUCUCCCCUUAAAAAAAGAUCCGAGAGUCGGACAAUUCUGAAAUUACUUGCAUCUUGCCCUGUCCAAACUGAUGCUGCUGUCAGCAGGAAGAGGAGGAAACUAGAUGAACCCCCCAAGAGAGGAACUAGCUUAACAGAGUCUUCAAGCAACGGUGCAUGUACCAGUGAUGCAACUUCAUUUGAUCAAAUGAUUUUAAAGAAACAAAUCGAAACCGAUUUUAGUACCCCAAAAAGUGAACAGGGAGUUGCUGGGAACAUCUCUCCACUUGCCCAGGGAAUUCCUGGACUUGAUCAAAGCGAGCGCACUGCUGAACCUUCAGCUUCUGCUGGUGCUUUCCCUACUCCAAUGGCAAUGGAGAAACAUGUUGUUAUUGAGCAGUCUUCUGCACAGAUUCCUCCCAUUCACCAGAAUUCUUCUGAAGCAUUUGAUGGGCUCGAAGGUUUGUUGAAGAGUGAAACCGAGAACAAUGCGGAGGCAGAACGAGUUACACAACCAGAGUUGUUCCCAGACAAGCAAUGUGUAAAAGUAGCAAUGGCAGGGAAUGGCACCACCUCCAUUAUUCAAUUUCAAGCCAAGGCCGACUUAGAGGAGCUAGAGCCGCUGGAACUGGAUGUAUCAACUGCAAUUGCGUCUGCAGCAGCAAAAGUGCCAGCUCAGAAGCCGCUUAUCAGGUUCUGUUUCACCUCGUUGCCUAAGGCAACUGGUAACAGUGCAUGAGUCUGUGCAAUCAUGAAACGACCUCUUGAGGGCGAGGAAGGGAAUGGUACGACGGAGGUCUUGUAAAAUAUUGAAAACUCGUCCUUUUUUUUCGAGCUCACGAAUAGCGGAAUGUUGUAAAUUAUACAGUUUCAGCAGUGUUGCGGAUUAUGUCACCUUUAUAAAUAAAGAGAUGUACAAUUUGAAAA
Molecule: messenger RNA, 2881 nt
Organism: Salvia hispanica
Lineage: Eukaryota; Viridiplantae; Streptophyta; Magnoliopsida; Lamiales; Lamiaceae
Product: nuclear poly(A) polymerase 1-like
Biological process (GO): RNA 3'-end processing
Cellular component (GO): nucleus
Molecular function (GO): RNA binding; poly(A) RNA polymerase activity
Source: RefSeq, a predicted model, not a curated record